AUGGCUAUUGAAGCAAUCAUUGGGCUUGCGGUUAGGAACCUACAUGAUGCAUGGAUAUAUUCUAAUUUUCCAAUUAGUCCAAUAGUGGAGACAACAUUCGGACAGGUCAUGGAGAAGCUCGUAGAUUCCCUAAAAAUCUUGGGAGGUACAGAGGCUGACAAAGGAAGUGAUCUGACAGUUGAUGACUGGAAGAUCAAGUUUCUGCAAGCUGUUUAUCUGGCAGACGAUGCCAUACACACCUUCCUUCUAAACACAAAUUUGCAGAGACAUAAAGUUUUCAUUAAGUUUCCUUUCUUGAGGUCAUCCAAGGUGCAAUUUCGUUUCAGCAACGAGAUGAAAAAAUGUUUGGAUCAGCUGACCGACUCGAUGCCCAUCGAGUUGCGCAAAAGAACUUCUGAUGAAAACCCUGAGCACAAUUUCAAAUGGUUGAUGCCCCACUAUGACAUUACCAUAAAAUAUUGUGAAGUUUUGGAUGAAAAACUGUUUGCAAAAGCAGUACUUGCAAACAGUUCUGGCAAGACAACUCUAGUGAAAAGAGUUUACAACCAUUCAGAGAUAAAGAAAAUUUUCCACAAUCGUGCCUGGGUUUGUGUUUCUCUAGAUUUUAAAGAGAAAAAUCUUUUAGUUCAAAUAUUGAAGCAGGUGACUGAGGUUAGAGAUGAAGAGAAAUUGCCACUCGAGAAAUUGCAGGAAAAGCUUCAUAAUUUAUUAAACACGCAGAGGUACUUAAUUGUCUUGGAUGAUGUCCAUACACCUGCUAUGUGGGAGAAACUCCAAGUGGUCUUUCCAAUCUCAUCAAAUGGUAGCAGGGUCAUCUUAACUAUCCGUGACCCUGAUAUAGCAACUCAUAUUGAUCCAGCCAUUCUUCUUCUCCGAGUACGUCCACUAACUGAGGACGAAAGUUGGAGUUUGUUUUUGAAAAAGGCCAGAACAGAGUUGAGUAAAGGAAUGGCUUCUCCACCCAUUCUAAUGUAUAGAAAAUGUACUGAAAACAAAAACACGCACAUAAAACAAAUUCAUCGCCAAACAGCACCUUUAUUGUUUCAAUUGACUUAA
This is a messenger RNA of Pistacia vera, 1056 nucleotides long. Its product is annotated as probable disease resistance protein At1g59620. Gene Ontology annotation, biological process: defense response to other organism. Gene Ontology annotation, molecular function: ADP binding. Lineage: Eukaryota; Viridiplantae; Streptophyta; Magnoliopsida; Sapindales; Anacardiaceae. The record is from RefSeq and is a predicted model, not a curated record. The transcript is spliced from 2 exons. The coding region runs from base 1 to 1056 and encodes 351 amino acids.